Messenger RNA from Geosmithia morbida, 714 nucleotides. RefSeq names its product Pfam:efhand. The transcript has 4 exons. The coding region runs from base 1 to 714 and encodes 237 amino acids. Lineage: Eukaryota; Fungi; Ascomycota; Sordariomycetes; Hypocreales; Bionectriaceae. Gene Ontology annotation, molecular function: calcium ion binding. The record is from RefSeq and is a predicted model, not a curated record.
AUGGCGUACAGACAGCCCCAAGAUCCCGACGCUCUCCCUAGAGGACCGGUGCCUCAGCACCUCCAACCCACGCAACCUACGCAGCCCCGCCUCCGCCUCCUCCACAAGAGAAGCCGGCGCCCCCUCUGCCCUCCCCGCAGAGUCCAGGCCCGUCCGCCCGCCUCCUCUCGUCCUCCUCCUACCCCUGGACCUGACGGCUCAGCCGCCGACCCUACUCUCCUUCCCCUUUUCCGCGCCGUUGAUAAGGAUGGCGGCGGCCAACUAUCCGAACGCGAACUCUCGACAGCCUUGGUCAAUGGCGAUUGGACGGCCUUUGACCCGCAGACGGUGCGCAUGAUGAUUCGCAUGUUCGACACGGACCGCAGUGGCACCAUUGGCUUCGAUGAGUUCUGCGGCCUGUGGUCCUUCCUGGGAUCGUGGCGCACCCUCUUUGACCGCUUCGACGUUGACCGCAGCGGCAACAUCUCCCUCGAGGAGUUUAGCGACGCCCUCGUCGCCUUCCGCUACCGCCUCAGCGCCCCGUUUGUAGAACUCCUCUUUCGCACCUACGACAAGCGCCACGAGGGCGUCAUGAGCUUUGACCUCUUCGUCCAGGCCUGCAUCUCUCUGAAGCGCAUGACUGAUGUCUUCAAAAAGUACGACGACGACCGCGACGGUUACAUUACCCUCAGCUUCGAGGACUUCCUUAGCGAGAUUCUCAAGCAGCUCAAGUAG